This is a messenger RNA of Alternaria arbusti, 465 nucleotides long. RefSeq lists its product as uncharacterized. The transcript is spliced from 2 exons. The record is from RefSeq and is a predicted model, not a curated record. NCBI's taxonomy places the organism in Eukaryota, Fungi, Ascomycota, Dothideomycetes, Pleosporales, Pleosporaceae. Bases 1 to 465 code for a protein of 154 amino acids. Gene Ontology annotation, biological process: transmembrane transport. Gene Ontology annotation, cellular component: membrane. Gene Ontology annotation, molecular function: ABC-type transporter activity; ATP binding.
AUGCCCGCACUGCUUGGCGGUAUUGCGAUGGCGUCCGUCGCUGCGCUGUCCAUGCCCGCUUUCGCAAUCCUUUACGGUCUCGUAUUUGGUCAAUACACAAGCUAUGGCGAAGGAUCGAUAAGCAGCAGCCAACUCAUGAGCAACAUGGCCAGGUUCUGCGUAAUUCUUACCGCUCUCGCAACACUCAACUGGAUUGCCAAUAGUUUCUACUAUCUCUUCUUUCUCAUGUUCGGAGAGCUCCAGGCGAGGAGUGCUCGCAACAGAAUCUUCGAUGCUCUUAUCAAAAAGGAUAUGGCUUGGUUCGAUACGCGGGAGGAUGGAAUCGCCGCAUUUCUGCCGACAGUACAGAUUUCUAUACUUGGUUCAAUCCUCAGUGGCAAAGCGGUUGUCACUACGAGUACACGAGCAUUCCGAGAACUUGAAGUCGGCACUGAAAUAUAUUACGACUGCAGUAACAAGUAUUGA